UGUGUGCAGGAGCUCCAGACACGCCGCAUGAAAACAAGCUGACUGACAGCCACGACUCCAGCACAGACCAGGCAACUUCUGACACGAGUCUCCCUGCUUGGAAGAAAGUCACUCGUUCACUUAGGAAGAUUUCAGAUGCUUCAAACUUGAUCUGCUUUCUUGCCAACGCAAUGAAGGAAGUGUCCUGCUUCUGCACAACUUUUUCUUCCUUGUUGGAACAGAUGGUGAAGGUUUACAAAUACAUGACUGGUAUUUUUUCAGUGACUCACACCUCAGAGCCACAGGUUUCAGACCGUGGCAAGCAGCUCACCGAGAUGGAUGUAGGCAAACUUGAGGAGCAGUAUGACCAUAUAAAACAGAAGCAAAAACUGCAGCCAGACAUUAUUGUAUAUAAAACAGGUGAACGGGAAUCUGUUCUCCCAGAAUCGAUGGUGAAUGCCGUCCUAAUUAAUAAAAAAGUUAGAAGACCAAAGUCAUGCACAGGAGACAUUCCUGUCAGAAAGGUCACAAUGGAGACAACCAGCGGUGGCAACUUAGAAGGCGACCUGCUGUGGCACAUCCACCUGGGAACUCACCGCCUGGGACAAACCCCGGGACGAGGAGUCUCCUGGGACCUUUCCCACCGCAGGAACAGACCGUGGAGUUUCGACAACCAGAGACUGAUUUCAAAGGGAAGCGGCACAUCCCAGCCCAAGGAAUUAGGAGGAGAAAGUGAAUUAUCUGCACUCAGUCAACUGGGAAGUUCAAGCCUGUUGAGCAGUUUCAGUGAGGAGAACGGCUGCAACAUUUCAAGCUCCUGCCAAAAGCCUCCUCUGAAAUCAGCCACUUCAGCAGUUUGGACACAUCAGCAUAUUUCUUCUACAAAAUGCAUGCCAGCCUGCAACAAACUGAACUUUUACCCUUUCCCUAUAAGAAAGGGCCCAGAAUUUCUGAAGCAGCAAGGAAGCUUGGAUUAUAUGUCUCACCAUGAAGACACUCAGUCAUACCUAAAACUCAGUCAAAAACUUGACUAAAACUUAAAAUAGCAAAGUAGUCUUUUUAGUUACAUAGAUCAACCUGCUGCAGGUCUACUACUUUUAUUAGCCAAGGAAGAUUCUUACUAUAUAAUCUUUAAUAUCUUUAUAAUUUUUAACAUAUGAUUUCGUCAUUCACUUUCAAGACAUUCAAGAUGCUUUCUGAUGUAUUUUUAAAAUUAAUUAAUAAAACCUCUGCU
This is a messenger RNA of Manacus vitellinus (golden-collared manakin), 1213 nucleotides long. RefSeq lists its product as uncharacterized. The record is from RefSeq and is a predicted model, not a curated record. NCBI's taxonomy places the organism in Eukaryota, Metazoa, Chordata, Aves, Passeriformes, Pipridae.